AUGGCUCAUAACGCCGGAACAGAUCCCCCUCUUGAUAUCUACGAUUUGGAGUUACCACAUAAAAAACGAAAUCCCCCAAUCAGUGACGAGUGGAGCCCUGCGGAAUUUAGUUUUCACCAAUGUACCUCGUUAGCGUAUGUCUCCGAUCCGAAUGCAAAGUAUGGUUGGCGAUGCUAUGCAAUGAAAGUGCGGCAGAUGCUCACCGUAGGUUUAACAAGCGUCAACAUUGGACAGUGCAUAUCGGAGCGGCGGUGCGCCGUCGAAACCAUGGAAAAACUGUUGGAUUCGGUGGCCACAGUGACCAAUGUAACCCCGCUAUGGUGUCCCAGAGCUUAA
This is a messenger RNA of Dicrocoelium dendriticum, 336 nucleotides long. The record is from the annotation of a GenBank genome assembly. NCBI's taxonomy places the organism in Eukaryota, Metazoa, Platyhelminthes, Trematoda, Plagiorchiida, Dicrocoeliidae.